Rhipicephalus microplus (southern cattle tick) is the source of this 1929-nucleotide messenger RNA. Its product is annotated as E3 ubiquitin-protein ligase TM129. Gene Ontology annotation, biological process: protein ubiquitination. Gene Ontology annotation, molecular function: ubiquitin protein ligase activity. Gene Ontology annotation, cellular component: membrane; endoplasmic reticulum. Lineage: Eukaryota; Metazoa; Arthropoda; Arachnida; Ixodida; Ixodidae. The record is from RefSeq and is a predicted model, not a curated record.
CAACGUCUAAGUGUAAAUAAACAUGGCGACUGAGGCGGUAUGGUUUAGUGUAGUGUAUGCUAUGAUAUGUGUUUAUAUCCUUACGCCACCAACAGAAUUUGUGACGGCUGGUUUGACUCUUACACAUCUCUUCGGAAGGUUCAUCGACAAAGAGGAUGUGAAGUUCGUUGAGCACCACAUUCAGAGGACACUGUUGACUGUUAUCGUCCAUACUUUUCUGCCGCUAGGUUACUUCUUUGGUUUCAUGAACCUGAUUGAAGAUGACAGCUUGGUGGAGCUAUGGCAGUCCAAGCUGUUGUGGCAGGCUGGCCUGGCCGUGUCUUGCCUGGUGUUCACAGCAGGUAUUGUGGUAGCUUUCACAUGGUCCAUGGCAGACUGGGCCCGGCACCCUGUGACCCAGCGACUCUUGCAGUAUGGCAGCCCAUGGCACAUGAUUGCCAUGCGCAUCAAUGCAGAAUUUUCCCAGGUUGACAAGUUCAUCAGUGGUGCAGGGUCCCUCACGCGCACUGUAGUGACCAAUUCAUGGAUCAUCAAAGCUACACCAUACGACUUGCAUCUUAUCCAACAGACAGAUGCGGUGCUGGAACUGGUGAGCAGUGCCGAGCACUCUGUGUCACAUGUCAGUGGCAUGGGCAUUCAGUACCUGGACAUACUCGUCAAGAGUCGCAGGCCUGGAAUACCAUUCUUUUCCAUAAGGGUGAAUUCAAUGGAGUACAAUGACCUGAAGGAAAAACUGCAGGCUCCACUAGACAAUGUGCGCAAUAUUGUAAUACACCGAAGUCUUAGCGACAGGUUUACUGAUGCCUUCAGAAGCCAUGUUGAACAGAAUUCUAGGUACAGGCUGCCAGCAGGCAUGCUGGAGAAGAGGCAAGUGGUGGUUUUGCAUGUGCAGGAACUGGAGCCGUGCAUUGGCUGCAUGCAGACAACGGCCAACGUAAAGCUGCAGAAACUCUGUGAUGAAGCACUAGUAGGCCAGUGCCAGGGCUGCUUGUGCCGACCAAUGUGGUGCCUGGAUUGCAUGGGUCGUUGGUUUGCCAGCCGCCAGGACCAAGCACGCCCAGAGACCUGGUUAGGAAGUCGCUGCUUUUGCCCAACAUGCAGGUCUGUGUUCUGCAUGCUCGACGUCUGCAUCGUUGAAGGCUAGUUUACCUACCAUCAAGUCUCCUGGAAGUUUGAUAUCGACUGCUCUGACUGGAUGUGAGGACUUGGUGACCACAGUGUGACAUACCACCUAUUAUGCAAACAAUGAAGAUAAAUUUAAAGUUUAGUCUUUCUUGUAGGUCACCUAUAAAAAAAUGCACUGAAAGUUCUCACACUAAAUGAAACACCUCUGUUUUUGGUAUGACAUGUGUUUGGCUGCAUUGCUUACUGCACUGUCGAGAUUUUUUUUCUCAGCCAUUCUGUUAGCGAAAUUUCCUUAAGAGGUCCUAAACUACCCUUCAUGUUUGGUGAAAAAAUAAUUACAGCAAAAAGCAGUCCCUGCUGUGAACAGCUCAGCCAAAUGUUGUAGUCAUGCAUGACAAAGAGAGUUCACAACCGGUGUGUGAAGUUGUUACUUUGUAAACUGCCCUCUCCUUACAAGAGGCCCGUACACUCUCUUUGUAGGGCUAUCAUACCACAGAUUGUGCAUUGCUCAACAGAUUGCUGAUAUUGGCCGAAAGCUGACAAACCAAGAGCGGCAUUUGGAUCAGAUUUGCUUCUUGCCAUGGGGUACCGCCACAUAGCAUGUGCUGCAUUCUCUAGUGUACUGACAUUACACAGUACUGGCACGGCCGCUGGAUACAAAACAAGGUGCAGCCUGUUGUGUGCCACAGAAGCGACGGGACGGGCCUAGUUCACCUCACGCCCGCUCUGGCGCCACCACUCCUCUCAGGAGAAACGCUUUCACACACAUUUCUACGCGCCCCGCCACGGUGGUCUAGUGGCUAA